Messenger RNA from Sphaeramia orbicularis (orbiculate cardinalfish), 4213 nucleotides. RefSeq names its product glutamyl aminopeptidase (gene enpep). The record is from RefSeq and is a predicted model, not a curated record. The transcript has 22 exons. Gene Ontology annotation, biological process: regulation of blood pressure; peptide catabolic process; proteolysis. The coding region runs from base 1 to 4056 and encodes 1351 amino acids. Gene Ontology annotation, molecular function: metalloaminopeptidase activity; peptide binding; zinc ion binding. Lineage: Eukaryota; Metazoa; Chordata; Actinopteri; Kurtiformes; Apogonidae. Gene Ontology annotation, cellular component: cytoplasm; plasma membrane.
AUGGCAGGUUCUGGUUCUGGUUCUGACUCCAGUAAAUCCAGCUGUUGUGUUCGUCCUAAAUACCUCAUCCUCAUCUCAUUGACUGUAGUUGUGGUCAUCGUCUGUUUGGGGGUGGGUCUGGGGGUGAGUCUGUCCAGGACCCCCACACCCCCUCCUCCUCCCCCUCUGGACAGAGGUCCAUGCCAGCCUUCAGAUGACCGGAGCGGGGACUGGAAGGACUUCCGUCUGCCCGCCUACGUUUGGCCAGUCCACUACGACCUGCACCUGGAGCCGGACUUGGACCGGGACACCUACGGGGGUACGGUGGAGGUCCACCUGGAGCUGGGCCGGCCCACCAGGCACCUGUGGAUGCACAUCAGGGACACUUAUGUCAGCGCUAAACCCAGGCUGAAGAAGAAGCUGAAGGACCAACAGGAAGUGGAGCUGGACGUCAAAGGAUGCUUUGAAUACAGACCCAACGAGUACGUGGUGGUGGAGGCGGAGCUUCAGCUGGACGCCACCGCACCUGGAGAGGUCUACGUCCUGAGUCUGGACUUCCAGGGCUGGUUGAACGGAUCUGUGGUGGGCUUCUACAGGGUCAUCUACACCGAACAGGGACAGACCAAGAAAAUCGCUGCCACAGAUCAUGAACCCACAGAUGCUCGGAAGUCCUUCCCCUGCUUCGACGAACCAAAUAAAAAGGCAACAUACAAGAUAUCCAUCACACAUGAUGCAGAGUACGAAGCUCUGUCCAACAUGCCCCGAGAGGGUGCCCCCCAGCUCCUUCCCAGUGGUUCAGUGAAGACCUCCUUUGAACGGUCGGUGUCCAUGAGCACAUAUCUGGUCUGCUUCGCUGUUCAUCAGUUCACCUACGAGGAGAGAACGUCUGCCAGUGGAAUUCCAUUGAGGAUCUACGCCCAGCCCAGUCAAAUACACACUGCAGAGUAUGCAGCUAAAACCACCAAGAUCAUCUUCGAUUACUUUGAGGAAUAUUUCAACAUGAGCUACAGCAUCUCUAAAUUGGACAUGAUCGCCAUCCCAGACUUUGGAACCGGUGCCAUGGAGAACUGGGGCCUGAUCACUUACAGGGAGACCAACCUGCUGUACGACCAGCUCCAGUCCUCCUCCUACAACAAGCAGAGAGUGGCCAGUGUCAUCGCCCACGAGCUGGUCCACCAGUGGUUCGGGAACAUUGUGACCAUGGACUGGUGGGACGACCUGUGGCUGAAUGAAGGCUUCGCCAGUUUUUUUGAGUACGUAGGAGUGGAGAGAGCAGAACCAGACUGGAGCAUGAGGGACAUCAUGUUGAUCAGUGACGUACUUCCUGUCAUGGUGAACGACGCCCUUCUUUCAUCUCAUCCAAUCAUUGUGAACGUGUCGACACCUGCAGAGAUCACAUCUGUGUUUGACGCAAUCUCAUACAGCAAGGGAGCGUCCAUCCUCAGGAUGUUGGAAGACUGGAUGGGCAAAGACCAAUUCAAGGAAGGCUGUCGGAAAUAUCUCAAGGACUACUACUUCAAGAACGCCAAAACCUCCAACUUCUGGGCGUCUCUGGCCAACGUGGUUUAUGUGGCGGAGGUUAGUCCGGUCCUGAGGGUCCAGGUGGUUUAUGUGGAGGAGGUUAGUCCGGUCCUGAGGGUCCAGGUGGUUUAUGUGGAGGAGGUUAGUCCGGUCCUGAGGGUCCAGGUGGUUUAUGUGGCGGAGGUUAGUCCGGUCCUGAGGGUCCAGGUGGUUUAUGUGGAGGAGGUUAGUCCGGUCCUGAGGGUCCAGGUGGUUUAUGUGGAGGAGGUUAGUCCGGUCCUGAGGGUCCAGGUGGUUUAUGUGGAGGAGGUUAGUCCGGUCCUGAGGGUCCAGGUGGUUUAUGUGGAGGAGGUUAGUCUGGUCCUGAGGGUCCAGGUGGUUUAUGUGGAGGAGGCCGCUGAUUGGAAGUUGCAGUAUGGUGGAAUGGCCAUACAGAGCGAUGCUGCUGAGGGAUCGGGGGAGCCCAAGCCACCUGCGGAGAAACUGACUGAUGGUCCGUUCCACCCCGACUUGUCUAUUGCUGUGAGCCAUGAUGUCAGCUCAGCCUUGGUAUGCUGGAGUGCGUCUGAGUCCCUCAAGGAGCAGUUGAAGACCUUGCCCAGGCUCUUGACAGGUUUUUCCAUCAUCGUUGGAAUUGGUGUCCCUCCUAUGGUAAAGCGGAAAUGGUCGGCCACCCUGCCUUUCUUCAGGACCAGAGACCUGGACUUGGUGGGCUUGAAACUCAUCCUCGCCCAAGAGAUGAGCCGCUCUAGCCCCUGGAGAAGCCAUCUGCAGCCGGGAACAGAGGUUGCCAUCACUGUGAGGUCGUCCAUAAAUGCUCUUAUGGGAGGCUGCCGAGUACCAGAUCUCGACAAGGGGCCUCUACACUCCACCUCAGCUGACUUCACAAUCAUGUUCAUAGCCAGGGAGAAGAGUGGCACUGAAAUAGUGCAGCCGGUUAUAAUACCCUUCUCCAGGCGUUGCCAGGCAGAUGUUAAUGAUCCCGAAGUUACCCUCAGCUGGAAGUUGUUGGUGGGCUCUGCAGUAUUAAACUGCACCCCGGGCUCUGGCGGCUUUACCAGUGCCUCGCAUGGGCCAAGAUCUUGCUCCCUUGUUGGAUCGCUGAAGGUGAUGUUGAGGUGGUGGUUGAUCUCCUCCACAGGACACACCAGGUUACCGCUCUUCUUCUGUCCCAGUAGUCGCUUGGUGAAGCUGAAUGGCUCUUCUGAGUGUGACGAGGUUUCUCCUCGAGAGCUGCCUGAGCUCAGACAAGGCGCCUCUCUCCUCCUCCUUUGCUGCCCUAAACUGGCGUUUCAAGGUCUUCAGUUCCUGCCUCAGCUGACUGAUCUUGAGCUCCCGCCGGUUGGGUCUCACUACCUGACUGCUCACAGGUCUUUCUGUCACCCCAAACCAUUCUGCGCCGAUGGUAGUUAUGAGGGUGCACAUGGCCUGGAGUUUGUGGUCCACAUCGCCCUUCACUGUUGUCUCCAUGAUCUUGUCAAUGUCCACGUCCAGCUGAAGCCACUCCUUGUUGUUGGCGGCAGGCCACUUAACCCGACGCCGUGGAGGACAUUUCCUGGAAACUUUCGGGCAACUUCCUGUUACGAUAAACUUUUAUUCAACUCAUGUUUCCUGUUUGUGCAGGAGUUCGACCCAACUGAUCGUACGAGCUUCAUAGAUGAUGUGUUUGCUCUAUCGCGGGCAGACAUCAUUGAUUAUGGAAACGCCUUCAACAUCACCCAGUAUCUGAGCAAAGAGACCGAGUACAUAGUGUGGGAACGACUGGACUCAUCUACUGCAUAUGUUCAAGACAUGUUAUCUACAAACAAACCUGUGUACGCAAAACUGCAGAAACUGUUUGGAGGUCAAGUUAAAGCAAUCGCAACUCAACUGGGAUGGGACGAUGUUGGAACCCAGACGACCAGGUUACUGAGGGAGACUGUGCUGGGCCUGGCCUGUCAGAUGGGGGACACCCUGGCUCUAAAUGAAGCCUCUCACAUUUUUCAGGACUGGAUCGAUGGAAAACUCAGUCAUGUGGCGGUGAACCUGCGUCUGCUGGUCUACCGUUACGGUAUGAAGAACUCUGGGAACGCGACGGCGUGGAGCGUCAUGUUCCAGAGGUACAUGAACACCAGUCUGGCCCAGGAGAAGGACAAGCUGCUGUACGGACUGGCAUCAGUGGAGAACCAGGACCUCCUGACACAACUUUUGGAGGCCACCAAAGACGAGAGCGUGGUGAGGAGUCAGGAUCUGUUCACCGUGGUCCGAUACGUGUCGUACAACCCAGUGGGGCGGAGCCUGGCCUGGAACUGGACCACACUCAACUGGAACUACCUGGUGGAAAGAUACACCAUCAACGACAGGAACCUGGGAAGACUGUUGAAUCAAAUCACAACCUCCUACAACACUGAGAGUCAACUGAAGAUGAUGGAGGAGUUCUUCAGUUCUACUCCAGACGCUGGUGCAGGUGAAAUGCCCAGGAAACAGGCUCUGGAGACGGUCCGCAACAACAUACAGUGGGUCAGCCGGAACCAGGACGAGAUCAGACUGUGGCUGGACAACAACGUAUCAGAAUGACAUGAGGGUUAGGGGAACCCCAACCCUGACCACAACCCAAACCCUGAUCCUAACCCUGAUCCUAACCCUGAUCCUAACACUAACCCUGAUCCUAACCCUAACCCUGAUCCUAACCCUGAUCCUAACCCUUACCCUUAACCCUUACCCUAACCCUGAU